Messenger RNA from Nicotiana tabacum (common tobacco), 1282 nucleotides. The record is from RefSeq and is a predicted model, not a curated record. Lineage: Eukaryota; Viridiplantae; Streptophyta; Magnoliopsida; Solanales; Solanaceae.
GUGAUUGAAAAGACUGUACCUGCACUUGUGGAUCUUGCAGAGAUAUCAUCCCUUGGUGAUCAUAAGAAGCUUGGAGACUCUAUAAUCAAUGUUCUUCAGGAAUGUAUGGAAUCACAAGGGACAGGUCGUACUCAAAUCAAUAGCCAUGUAAAAGAAGAAAUUGAAGAACUACUGAAUUCCAAACAGAGACUAAAAUGGGAGAAAAAUAUGCCUAAAGAGGACCUUCAUAUCAAACAGGCAGCAGCGCUGGUGGUAAAACUAGAAGGAAAUUCCCUGUUUUCAUCAGGAAAUAUUUCCGGGGCUGCAGCUAAGUACUCAGAAGCAUUGGCAUUAUGCCCAAUUAGGUCAAAGAAAGAGAGAGUGGUACUAUACAGCAAUCGCGCUCAGUGUCAUCUUUUGUUGCAACAACCCUUGGCUGCUAUAGGUGAUGCUUCUCGUGCAUUGUGUCUCCAUAAUCCUGUGAAUCGUCAUGCCAAAAGCCUUUGGAGAAGAGCACAGGCGUACGACAUGCUUGGUUUAGCCAAGGAGAGCUUACUAGAUGCUAUUCUGUUUAUAAAUGAGUGUUCUCAAUCAAAUGAUCCUGAUCUGUCUUUGAGACAAAACAAGGUUCCUGAUUAUGCUGAGCGUUUAGUAAAAAAGCAGAUGCGUGCAGCGUGGUUGUUUAGAGAGGCUGCUAUUAAACAUGGUGAAGUUCACUGUGAGGGUGAUGCUGGAGACAUGUGUGGCCAGGAAACUGAUGAUUCUGAAUGGGAGACAGCAAGUGAAAGUGAAAUAGGAAAUGAGGAGAGGGAUGAAAUUGGUGAUGACAUUUGUGGAUGGGAAAAUGAGGUUGAAAGGAAGGAUAAGUACAAAAAGGCUUCAAUCAAAGAGAUAAAACAUGGAUACAAUGUGCAGCUUACUGAAGACGACGUGUAAUUUUUCACCUAUUAACCCUGUUCUGGGAUAUUUAGCAUCCAUUAGCUUGAGAAUCUAAGUGUCUCUCUUGCUGUGUCUACUCUGCGCAAAGGCCAGAGGUGUUCAUUGUUGUUUUUGCGUGUCGCAUUGCUGAAUAAUCUCUCCCUCUCCCUCUCCUUCACUCUUUUACAUAUAGUUCAAAUAGAGCUAGAGGAAAAGAAAAGGAUUGUUAAUGUGUUUAUUUUUCAAGUUUUCCUUUUUGCUUUGGUUUGUUUCCAAGUCAUUCUUUGAGAAAUCAGCAAAAGUGAAAAAUGAUUUCUGUACAUAAACUCUUUGGGAUCUCUUUGGCUAAUUCUGGCAAAAUGCAGUUGUGAGUCGUCUUCAUUGC